AUGGCCCUAUCAGCAGCAGCUGAGAAGAUCCACACUCUCCUCGCUGAAGAGGAAGAGGCUUUGCUGCGGCAGACUUCUGAUGAUGCAGCAGCAGCAGCAGCAGCAACACCUCAAGCUGCAGCCACCAGCCCCGCAGCAACAGCAGCAGCAGAAGACGCGAUCGCAGAAGCCGAAGCAGCAGCAACAGCAGCAGCAGCAGCAGCAGACGCAAACACCGCAGCAGCAACAGCAGCAGGAAGCAGAACUGCUGCAGCAUGGGCGUGCCCUUCUGCUGCUGCUUUUCUCAGUUGCUGCAAUCUCCGGCUUGAUGCAGCAGUAGCAGCAGCAGCAGCAAACGAAAAUGAUGGGGAUCUAUCUUUUGUAGUUGGAAAUAGCAGCGCAGAUCUUGAUUCGACUGUGUCUGCCAUUGGAUACGCCUUCUGUCUUGAGACCUGCCGCCUACUGCAGCAGCUGGAGCAGCAGCAGCAACAGCAGCAGCAGCAGCAGCAGCAGCAGCAAAAUGAGCUCCCAGUCUUCCUGCCCUUUGUUGACUGUCAGCCGGGCGCCCUUGGGAACAAGCUGCAGGUGGACUGGUGGGUCUCUUCCUGCCUCGGCGCUGCUGCAGCAGCUCAGCUGCUCUUCUUGCCUGACAAAAAGCCGCAGCAGCUGCUGCUGCAGCAGCAGCAGCAGCAGCAGCUAGGGAAGGGACUUACCAGCAUUAAAUUCUGUCUCGUUGAUCACAAUGACUUGGAAGGGGACAAGCAGCAGUGA
Messenger RNA from Eimeria tenella, 750 nucleotides. RefSeq lists its product as uncharacterized. Bases 1 to 750 code for a protein of 249 amino acids. NCBI's taxonomy places the organism in Eukaryota, Apicomplexa, Conoidasida, Eucoccidiorida, Eimeriidae. The record is from RefSeq and is a predicted model, not a curated record. The transcript has 5 exons.